Messenger RNA from Anopheles nili, 1074 nucleotides. It is a transcript of the gene RpIIIC53, whose product is annotated as DNA-directed RNA polymerase III subunit RPC4. Gene Ontology annotation, molecular function: DNA binding. Lineage: Eukaryota; Metazoa; Arthropoda; Insecta; Diptera; Culicidae. The record is from RefSeq and is a predicted model, not a curated record. Gene Ontology annotation, cellular component: RNA polymerase III complex. The transcript has 4 exons. Gene Ontology annotation, biological process: transcription by RNA polymerase III. The coding region runs from base 1 to 1074 and encodes 357 amino acids.
AUGGAUUCAACAACGCGUAUCAAGCAGGAACCUGGCAUUGAUGCUCAUUAUAUGGGAAAAUCUAACAAUAUAAUGGCCAAUACUCCAACUCCAAUGGAUGCAACAGUGAAAACAGAACGCCUGCAGUCCUUUCGUAUUCCUAGGGAUCUGACACUGGCUAAUGGUCGCACGGCGAAACCACCGACAAACAAAAAAGUGUACACUCCGAACUUAAACGCAGUCCGAAACAAAAAUACGGAAGUUAAAACAGCAUCCACAGGACCUAAGGGUAGAUUAAAGACUGAUCGCAACAGGAAUGACAAAGAUACUCGAAGCAAAAAGACAGCGUUGAUUCAAACAUCUGGUAUAUUUUCGGAUGGCUUAGCUCAACGUGCUCUAAAUCGGGCGUCCAAGUACGAUAAAUCCAGUUCAUCAAAAGAGCCAGGGGAUUUAAUUCGUAAACCCGUGUAUGCUAAAGUAGAUACAAAAAUAGACUUGGAAGAUGAACGAAAACGAAUACAGCAUUUAUGCGAUGACUUGGACGACGAAAUGUCGCAACUGGAUCAAAAGCUCGAGAACGGAUUGAAAAUGCCAGUCAAACUGGAAAACUCCGAUUACAAAAUUAAACCACCGGAAGUUAAGACGGAAAUCAUGAUUGAUACAAAGUUAGAUCCAUUUAAUACUGUGCAAAAUGUUAUUUCUGACGCACAGACUAAUAACAUAUUUCUUUUACAACUCCCUGAUGCGUUACCUGGCAAGUGUGACACUGAGGAUGGACGGUCGGCGAAUAACAACGAAAACAAAUCAGAAGCAAUAUCGAACGGAGAAGAGAUACCACAAUAUUGUACAGUUCGUGAUCUAAGUGAGGGCUGUAUUGGUAAAAUAAUUAGGUAUCGCUCGGGAAAAGUUAAAUUAAAACUUGGAGAAAUAAUGUUUGACGUUAGCCUGGGUAUGGAUACCGGAUUUCUGCAGGAACUGGUUUCGAUAAACACGAAUCAAACGGAACGUAGUGGUAACAUAAUCAACAUCAGCACUAUCAAAGCUAAGCUGAACGCUUCCCCUGAUUGGGAGUAUUUAUUCAAGAAUUCUACAUGA